Acanthosepion pharaonis is the source of this 1329-nucleotide messenger RNA. The record is from the annotation of a GenBank genome assembly. NCBI's taxonomy places the organism in Eukaryota, Metazoa, Mollusca, Cephalopoda, Sepiida, Sepiidae.
AUGGUGUGUGAAUUUUUGGUGAAUUUGUUGCUGUCUGACUUCUAUCAAUACUCUCUCUCAUCAAUUUUUCUACAUAGCUAUCUUUUACUUUUUUUUUCUUCUUCCCUGACUGCUGUUUAUUAUUUGUGUUUACCAUUUUCUCAUUUUUUAUUUUCCUCUUCUUUUCUCUCAUUAUCUCUUCUCUAUUUCUCUCUUUUUUCUUUUCUCUUUGAUCCUCUUUUCUCUUUCUCUCUUCACCCACUCUCUUUACUUUCUCUCUUCACCCAAUCUGAAAAAUUCUCUCUUUCUCUCUCUCUUUUUUUUUCUCUCUUCACCCACUCUUUUUACUUUCUCUCUUCACCCACUCUCUUUUCUUUCUCUCUUCACCCACUCUCUUUUCUUUCUCUCUUCACCCACUCUCUUUUCUUUCUCUCUUCACCCACUCUCUUUUCUUUCUCUCUUCACCCACUCUCUUUUCUUUCUCUCUUCACCCACUCUCUUUUCUUUCUCUCUUCACCCUUUCUUUUUUUCUCUUCACUCCUCUCUUUUCUUUCUUUUAGUCUAUUCCUCUUCACCCUCUUUCUUUUCUUUCUCUCUUCACCCUCUCUUUUCUUUCUCUCUUCACCCUUCUCUUUUUUCUCUCUUUUUAUCUUUCUUUUCUUUUCUUCUUCCACCUCUCUUUCUUUCUUUCUCUUCUUUUCUUUUUUUUUUCUCUCUUCAAAUAUUUCUUUUCUUUCUCUUUUCAACUUCUCUUUUCUUUUUCCUCUUUACCCCUUUUUCUUUUCUUUCUUUCACCCAGAUUUUUUUUCUCUUUCACCUUUCUCUUUUCUUUUCUCUCUUCAAAAUCUCUUUUCUUUCUCUCUUCAAUUCUCUUUUCUUUCUCUUUCACCUCUUUCUCUUUUUCUUUCUCUCUUCACUCCUCUUUCUUUCUUUUUGAAUCAUGACUCUUUUUUUCUUUUCUUUUCACUUCUCUCUUUUCUUUCUCUCUUCACCCACUCUCUUUUCUUUCUCUCUUCACCCAUCUCUCUUUUCUUUCUCUUCACCCCUCUUUUUUUUUCUCUUCACCCUCUCUCUUUCUUUUCUCUUCAAAUCUUUCUCUUCUUUUCUCUUUCUACCUCUCUUUUCUUUCUCUUCACCAACUCUCUUUUCUUUCUCUUCUUCACCCAUUCUUUUCUUUCUCUCUUCACCCCUCUCUUUCUUUUUCUCUUCACCCAUUCUCUUUUUUUCUUUUCACCCCUUUUCUUUUUUCUCUCUUCACCCAUUCUCUUUUUUUUCUCUUUCACCCCAAUUUUCUUUUCUUUUCUCUUUCACCCUUUCUCUUUUUUUUUUCUCUCACCCCUCUCUUUUUGA